This is a messenger RNA of Polistes dominula (European paper wasp), 5852 nucleotides long. It is a transcript of the gene tay, whose product is annotated as tay bridge kinase. The record is from RefSeq and is a predicted model, not a curated record. Lineage: Eukaryota; Metazoa; Arthropoda; Insecta; Hymenoptera; Vespidae.
CCGCCGCAGCCACCACCGCCGCCGCCACCGUCGUCGUCGUCGUCGUCGUCGAUCUCUCCCGAGCAACAACGUUGCUGCAUCAUAUCCUGUCGUAAACCCUGUCGUGUGUCGUGUCUCGCGUUGUGUCGUACACCUCUUAUCGUGCCUUGUUUAUUAUUGUCCGUAGUAAUCUUAAUCUUCGUAUCUAUCUUUCUCUUUGUUGUUAUCUUCUUCUCUUAUGAUAAAGAAGGAAACAACAAUAAUAAUAAUGAUGUUGUUGUUGUGUCGUUAUUAUUAUUCGAUGUUAUUGCAAGUUUCCGUCCAGUUUUUUUCAUCGUCAUUAUCAUCAACAUCAUCAUCAUCAUCGUCAUCGCUCGUAGAUCGUUCGUUAAAAAAUUCCCUUUCUCCUACUCUGGGCUUUCAUCUUCUUGUUUUUCUUUUUCUUCUUCUAUUAUUACUACUACUACUACUACCAGUCGUGUUAUUCCAGGGGGCAAAAGACACGACGGUUGUGGUGUAGAAACGUAUAAUAUCUUCGCGCUGCUGCUUACUGUUCGGAGUAGAGAGCGCCACUCGCGAGCGAACGAACGAAUGUACGAACGAACGAACGAACACGAGCGUGCGUGGCAUUAGACAUACCUCGCGAUUUAAAGCACCCGUCGGAAAAGGCGUUCUCCUCCGUCGCGCGAGGGAUUUGCCGUCACCAUCUCCCCCCACCACCAUUGUAACAACUACUUCUACCCUAUCCAACCCUACCGCGCGUUAGCUCCCACUCCUAUUACGGUUACCCCCCACUCUAUUCCUAUUCUCCUACCCUUAUCACAACGCUGUCGGUCUUCUGAUGUGCGCUCGAGACACGCCGUGAAAGUUCUCUGGCCGCCGACGGUGCCGCCGCUGUGUUACCACCACCACUACUUCUUUCUCCUCUUCCCUUCUUCUCCUCCUUCUCCUCAAAUCACCACCACUACAUCACCACCACCACCACCACCACUACCACUACUAUUACUACCUUCACCGCCGUGCUUCCAGGACAAGGAGAUAAUCUUCGGAGAUACCCGAACAUGGUGAUCGCAGUGCACGAACGCACCAACAACCGUGUAUAUAUAGUGACAUUCCGACGCGCGGGGUAGGAAAUACUACUUUAUUCUUUCUCUUAGAAAUCAACAAAGAGAAAAAUAGAAAGAAUUUUUUUAAACAUAGAUAUAAAAAAAUAUUUAAAAAAAAAAAGGGAGGAAAAAAAGAGAGAGAGAGAGAGUACAUUUGAGUGGGUAGAGUACAUUUGUCGAAUCAUUUUUUUCUGCUUCGUCCGGCCUCUCUUUUCGAUCGGUCAGAAAAGGAGAAUAUUUCUUCCUAACCACUACGGGUUUUUUUCUACCUCGAAUUAUUGUUGCACGCAGUAUUAUGUGUGUGGUUUAAUAUACAUAUUAUUUUAAUAUUUGAAAAAAAGAAAAAGUUUUGCAGUAUUUUUUUUUAUUAAUGCAGUUUCUUCUUGGACACAUGGAAAAAAAAAACUACUGCACAGGGAUUUACCGUUGUUAUUGUUGAUUGGUCGUCGUCGACAUCGUUGCUCUGUUGCUGCUGCUGUUGAUGCUGUUGCUGUUGCUGCUAUUAUAAACUGCUGUUAUUAUCAAUUUUUAUUUAAUUACAACGCACCAAUGACAACCGGAUUCUUCUUAUGCAAAUGAUCGUAUAACCAAUGUGUUGCUAACGUUUCUUUCUCAAGGAUAUCUUUUCUUUCCUUUAUCCAUUUUUGUUAGGGGUAUUGGAGCUCUCUCUUUACGUCGGUGUGCGUGCGUGUAUUUUAUGUGUAUAAUACGUGCCUGUGUUCCCUCUCUCUAUUGCUCUCUUUCUCUCUCUCUCUCUUACUCCCUCCCUCUCUAUUUUACGCAUGCGCGCGCAUGCGUUUSGUUCAUUCUCUCGCUCGCUCGUUCAGUCGUUAGUUCGUCCGUACGUCGGUAAGUGCGUCCGCGUUCCAACCAAUAAAACGUGUUCUGUGAAAAAUUAGGCGCGAAAGAUGAAAUAUACGAAUUAUCUAUUGCAAUCAUUCUGGGCUGCCUAAAUUGACCAGGAAGUCUGGGGAUUUGUCGAACAUGAGUGCAAUAAAGUUAGCUGGUAAACAUAAUGUAAAGAAGUUGCAUACGUUGCUGUCAAUAGUAGACGAAAAACCAAAGCUGGAUACCGGACAAAACAAUAGGCACACCGAGCACCAUAUCAAAAAUCAUUUCAAGCACAACCAUUAUUCACAUAAUUCCAUAUUGACACCAUCGACGCUCAACCAGGGUCUAGAUGCAGGUACAAGCGACGAUAGUGGUAGAGCGUCUGAACAAUUGCAUGGCCCUGGUAUACCUAGGGAUUGCCAGGACGCAGACAGUUCCAGGGACCAUCUCAGCGAUGCUAGCAGUCAUUGCAGUUCGGGUAAAGGUUAUAUCUGUGAUAGUGAAGGAGAAGACGAUAAGGGCUCGGAUGCAGAGUCGAUACUCUUUGAAUCUUCUACCCCACCACCCCUUGCACGUAAAUACGAGCUGCCAUCUUCUUCACCGCACGUGUUGCCUCCAACGAACGGAGCAGGAGGAUCUCCUCCGGACACGGGUGGACAAAUUUCCAAUCCUGCAACGGAUGCACCGGCACCUAUACCACCACCAGUGCCAGCAUCUGCACCAGUUCCAACCGCACCGAGUCCUCCUAGCCCAACAUUACCCCCACACAUAUCCCAACCACCGAUGACUAGUCCACUGGCAGCUAAUCCUCGUGCAAUAGCUCCGCAGCAACGACCAGCCUCACCUGCUCUGCCACCACCUUCCUUAUCCCAACAACCUCAUACUACGAUACCUGCAUUGCAUCCACCUAAUGUGCCCCUCGUUUCAUCGAGCCAUACUACUAGUCCGGCGGUAGCUAAUUUAGGUGUAGCUCCGGCGGCACCUUCAAACGGUGCCGCUACUACAAGCUAUCCACCACCAAUACCCAUGGCCGCCUAUCCUCAAACUCAACCAUCUUAUCCACCGCUUUAUACACCGUAUACAGCUCUAAAUCAUAGUCCGUAUCUCCCACCUGCGGUACCAUCUCCUUCCCACUCUGCUUCUUCACGUACUGACGUGAGAGGAAGUAGAGCUUCCCCUUGUACUAACAUAAGUAAACAGACUAUAGGAAAUAACAUCACGAGUCAUAAUAAUACUCCUUUGAGUGCUGCAACUACAACAUGCGUGUCUACGAUAACUAAUACAGUUACCACUGCGAAUACCAUAGCUCACCGAGAUAUGGUUGCCUGUAGUCUGUCUGGAAGAAAUAAUAAUAAUAAUUCUCCUCGUGGACAUAGUCCUAGUCGAGAAAGAGACAGUUAUAGUAGCAAUGUGAGUAGCCUAAGUAGGGGCAGCAUCACUCCCGUAAGUGUGCCAAACACGUCAUCUCCAGCAAAUUCUAGUCUAACUGCGUACACCAAACCACAAGGAUGGAUUGGUAGCAACACAACCUCACAGCUCUCUCCAGCAACAGCAACGUCUGUACCAAGGCCAACUCCACCACCCGUACCACCACUUGGGAUUCAUACAUUUCCACCACCCAUGUUCGCAGCUCCUUUACCACCACCCGUUUCUAGUUCCAGUCCGCAUACUUCACUGCCUUCACUUCCUCCACCUACGACCAACCCCAACCCAUUCUCGGCAGAGUCACUUUUUCAAACAAGGGUGACUCAUGUUGCAGGUCAAGCGGACCUGUUAAGGAGAGAACUUGACAAUAGAUUUUUGGCGUCACAAGAUAGGAAUGUCAAUGUAGGGGUUGGAAAUUUGGGUCCACCGCCAUAUCUUAGAACAGAAAUGCAUCAUCAUCAACAUCAACAUACUCACGUACAUCAACACACGACGCCAUUGUUACCACCAGCAGCGGCUACUACGUUGUUUCCUCCCCCAAUCGUAAGUUUCGAUUUCAAAGAUAUACCAAAACUUGGCGGUGUGGAUUCCCCAUUUUUUCGAGGUAAUUUAAACUUGUCUGGAUAUACCGGAUUCAACACGGGAAUACUUCAUCCUGGGAUUGGUCCUCCGUCAACACCUUUUGUACCUCCCAAUCAUUUAACAUCAUUUGCACCAAAGGUAAAAAAGAAGAGCGGAAAAUGGAAUGCAAUGCAUGUACGCAUCGCAUGGGAAAUUUAUCAUUAUCAACAAAAGCAACAAGCAGAAUCUAAAGCUGGAAGUGUUAACACCAAAACAGAAUUGUUAAGACCCCCAAGCCAUCUUUAUCCAGGAGGACCCGCAAGUGGUUUGGGAAUGUCUGCUCCUCCUAUGGCACCUCCAUUCCCAACUAAUAUGCCACCUGCGCAUCCUGCACCACCUCCACCUCAUCCCGUUGGUUUCCUAUCUACGCCAACUUCUCAUUUAGGAUCUGGAAUGUCACCAUUUGGAAGAUAUCCUUCAACGUUUGGUACACCAAAUCCAAACUUUCCAGGUCUCUCGAGUUUUCCUCCAGCUAGAGAAAUGCCACCUUUGAGUGGUUUGAGUUCUGUUCACGAUCCAUGGAGAGGAUUGCAACGUGCAUCCACUGGCUUUCCACCAACCACAGUGUCAUGGGGUUUGAAACCGGAGCCGCCAACGAUCGACAGAAGAGCCGAACUGGAGGAACGUGAACGUGAACGUGAACGUGAACGCGAACGUGAAAGAGAACGUGAACGUGAACGCGAACGUGAACGGGUACGUCGUGAGAGAGAACGCGAAAGGGAGGAACAACAACGGGAGAGAGAAAGACGGGAACGUGAAAAGGAAGAGAAAAGAAAGCAACAGGAAGCUGCUGAAAGAGAACGUGAAAGACGAGAGAAGGAGCGUCGUGAAAUGGAAAGGCGUGAGAUGGAAAGAGAAAGGUUGUUACAUCAAAAUCGUCAACACGUAUUAGUUAGUAGAGAACGUUCACCUUUGAGAAACGGUUCGGCACCGUUGGACGCUGGUGAAGUAAGAGUUAAAGAAGAACCACGUAGCAAGGAUGACGAAGUAGUGAUGCUCCCAAGGCCAUCAGGUCCUGGUCCAGGUGGUACGUCAGGUACUGGUCCUGGACCAAAUACACUGCCUGAUCCAAGAUACCAUCAUCCGCAUCCUCACACAUAUUUAACGAGGCAUCCGCACAGUAUGCCGGGACCGCAUUCAAUGCCACGAAGUAUGCUUCCAGGCUUAGGUGCACAUCCGAUGCAACAUUUCCCACCACCGUCUGCGCCACCAGGUCAACCAGGUGCUCCUUGGCCAGCUGAUCCCUUUAGGGAUUACAGAUACGAUCCUCUACAGCAAUUACGGUAUAAUCCUCUAAUGGCUGCCGCUGCCUUCAGAGCUGAAGAAGAAGAACGUGCUAAACUUUACGCCGGUUAUCCACCGGGCCCGGUUAAUUCAUUAAGAGGCAAAGAUCCUAGUCCUGGACCAUUAAGCAAUUUACAUAUGCACCAUAGAGCAGGUCCUGGACCAGGUGUACAAGCUAGACAACUCGAGCCUACCUUAAUGCACGCAGAUAUACACAAAAAAGAGGACGCCUCGCAAUCCCGAUGAUACAUCCUCCCUACGUCCUCAGCUUCUGCUGCAAGUGAACGCAGCACCGAUGCCAACAACAUCAACAUCAAUCCCCAACACCAAUAACAAUUUUUGAGAACAAUUCGUGGUUAUAUCAACAACAACAAAAAACACUAUCUUCUAUAUAUAUAUACUUUUUCUCUCUUAUUAAUUAUUACUUACAUACUUAUUUACUUACAUAUUUACUUAUUUACACAUCAUACAUAUAUCGUGUCAUCCAUCAAUAAUUCCGGUAAUCGGUGCUGAAGAUAUUUUGCUAAUGGAGAUUAAUAAUGGGGCGUGUUUAUUAUAUUUAAAUAUAUAAUAUAACGGAGAGAAGGAAUAGAAAGAAAAAAAAAA